Messenger RNA from Brassica oleracea var. oleracea, 1311 nucleotides. RefSeq names its product alkylated DNA repair protein alkB homolog 8. The record is from RefSeq and is a predicted model, not a curated record. Gene Ontology annotation, biological process: oxidative demethylation. Gene Ontology annotation, molecular function: RNA binding; demethylase activity; oxidoreductase activity. The coding region runs from base 20 to 1144 and encodes 374 amino acids. NCBI's taxonomy places the organism in Eukaryota, Viridiplantae, Streptophyta, Magnoliopsida, Brassicales, Brassicaceae. The transcript is spliced from 6 exons.
GUACUGAUGUUACGAAAAAAUGGGUCGGGUCCUUUCGAAAACCCCAAGUCGGUCGGAGGAAGUGAGGAACCACAAGGAACAGUCUCUGGUUAGGAAAAUGGUGCAGCCCCGAUUCGUCCGUCCGUCGCCUUCCUCCGGCACCGGAGAAUCCAACUCAUCCAAUCUGUACGUCGCGAAUUGCGGGCCGGCGGUUGGACUUUCGCACGACGCGAUAGGGGCGGUGUUCUCUGCUUUCGGUGAAGUGAAGGGCGUCUACCCGGCGGACGAGAGCGGCGUUCGUGUCAUCAUCUCUUUCGCGGAUCCGUUCUCCGCGAAAUCCGCUCUAGAAUCCUUGAGUGGUCGGCCAUGUCCGGACCUCGAUGGACGGACUCUACAUAUUCGACACUCUGUUCUUCAGUUACCUUCCCAGACGCAGGUGAACGAAUGCGUCCCAGUGUCUUUGUCUGGUUCAGAUUUGAAUAUCCCAGGGCUCUUCCUGUUACCUGAUUUUGUCACUGCUGAAGAAGAACAGCAAUUGCUUGCGGCUGUUGAUACUCAGCCUUGGAUCGGUCUCGCCAAACGGCGUGUUCAACACUAUGGAUAUGAGUUUUGUUACGGGACAAGAAAUGUUGAUACCAAGAACCGUCUCGGAGAGCUUCCACCGUUUGUUUCUCCUAUACUCCAAAGAAUCUCAUUGUUCCCGAACCUUGACUACGACCCAGCAAGCUUGAAACUAGACCAGUUAACGGUAAAUGAGUACCCAUCUGGUGUGGGUUUAUCACCUCACAUUGACACACAUUCAGCGUUUGAAGAUUGCAUUUUCAGCCUUUCCUUAGCUGGUCCUUGCAUUAUGGAGUUCAGAAGAUACUCUGCUUCCACCUGGAAAGUAACCUCAACCAGCACGGAUGAAGAAGAGAAGCCAGAUACCUCCACUUGCAUCAAGAAAGCUUUAUAUCUUCCUCCUCGGUCUAUGCUCCUAUUAUCCGGGGAAGCUCGCUACGCUUGGAAUCAUUACAUUCCACAUCACAAGAUUGACAAGGUGAAGGAUAAAGUGAUCAGGAGAAGUCCGAGAAGGGUAUCUUUCACAUUGCGGAAGGUGAGAAAUCAUCCUUGCAGGUGUGAGUUCCCACAAUACUGUGACUCUCAACAACAAAAACAUAACUGAGGCAAAGGAGAAAUUAAGUGAAAUGAUUUUUGAAAUGUAGAAGUUUGAGUAUCAAACUCUCAACUCUAUAAAUGUAGAUUUCUUUUUUAUGUCAUCCAGCAACAAUACUACCAAUUAUAGAGACUAUUAUGCACGAUAUCUAAUGAUUCAAACAGUUGUGUUUGUAA